AUGCUGGGCUAGCGCGGCUCCUCCAUCGUCCCCCUCCGCUCGCAGGCUGUCAUGGCGACUCCCAAUAAUGUCACUCCCACCAACUGCAGCUGGUGGCCCAUCUCGGCUCUGGAGAACGACGCGGGGAAAGGCAAGGAGGGGGAGGAAAAUCAGGAUCCGACAGAUCCCGCUCUCAAAGCCCAGGACAGGCUGGUUUUGUACCACUGGACCCAGUCCUUCAGCUCCCAAAAGGUGCGGCUGGUCAUCGCGGAGAAGGGGCUGCCCUGCGAGGAGCGGGACGUCAGCAUGCCCCUGCUGGAGCACAAGGAGCCCUGGUUCAUGCGGCUCAACCUGGGGGAGGAGGUGCCCGUCAUCAUCCACAGGGACAACAUCAUCAGCGACUACAACCAGAUCAUCGACUACAUGGAGAAGAACUUCACGGGAGACAACGUCCCCCAGCUGAUCCCCGAGCCCGGGACCCCGCUGCACUCGCGGGUGCUGCAGUACCGGGAGCUGCUGGACUCGCUGCCCAUGGACGCCUACACGCACGGCUGCAUCCUGCACCCCGAGCUCACCACCGACUCCAUGAUCCCAAAGUACGCGACUGCUGAGAUCCGCAGACACUUGGCUAACGCCAGCAUGGAGCUGAUGAAGCUGGACCAUGAGGAGGAGCCACCGCUGACAGAGCCGUACCUCUCCAAGCAGAAGAAGCUCAUGGCCAAGAUCCUGGAGCACGACAACGUGAACUACUUGAAGAAAAUCCUCGGCGAGCUGGGAAUGGUGCUGGACCAGAUCGAGGCCGAGCUGGAGAAGAGGAAGCUGGAGUACCAAGGGCAGAAGUGUGAGCUUUGGCUCUGUGGCUGUGUCUUCACUUUGGCCGAUGUCUUGUUAGGAGCUACCCUGCAUCGCCUCAAGUUUCUAGGACUCUCUAAGAAAUACUGGGAAGACGGCAGCAGACCUAACCUACAGUCCUUCUUCGACAGGAUACAGAAACGCUUUGCCUUCAGGAAAGUCUUGGGAGACAUACACACCACGCUCCUCUCAGCAGUGGUACCCAACGCCUUCCGGCUGGUCAAGCGGAAACCUCCCUCCUUCUUCGGAGCCUCCUUCCUGAUGGGAUCGCUGGGGGGAAUGGGAUAUUUUGCUUAUUGGUACUUAAAGAAAAAAUACAUCUAAUGCUGGCUGCUUGGUGUUUAGUUUGGUGUCUCUGUGCUGUGUGAAAUUAUGAUGAAGCCUCAGUAACUGUAAUGAAAUUUGAAGCAAGGUAUGACUAAUUAUAUUGUUUAAUGUAACAUUCCAUAGUCUAGAAGUAGAAAAGUAUACUGCAAGGAAAUAAGACAACAACAACAACAACAAAAGCAUCAACUUGUAAAUGCCUUUUUUAGGGUUAAGUAUUCAACGCCAGCGAGAGCCUCAGGGGGUCACCGGGCUCCCCGUGCCCACCGGGAAGUGCCGCCGGUGCAGGCCAGCUCCACUGGGAGAGACAGGAACCCCGAGAAGUUUCCCAGGUUGAACCACGGGACUCGGAUACUCGGUCCUCGAUGUCUGUUUCCGAAGUGUUCACCGGCCACAUUUCACACGUGUAACUAGUGGGGACUUUUUUCUUCUAGAAGCCAUUCUGUCGUGCUCGGAGGCUUUCCUGGGAGCAGGGUGCAGUAGCUGGCCACGGUCAAGAUGGAUUUGCAUUCUUCAAUUUCCCAUUUUUUAAAUUGUUUUCCUUAAAAAGAAUAUUUUUUAUUGAGCUACUCUUAGCAUCUAUCCACUUUCUAUGUCUGGUUUUGGUGGGCUUUUUUUUAGAAAAGAAUUUCAUGUCUGUCUUCAACUGCCACACUUUCCUCCUGAGAUAAAUCGUUUUGACUUCCACCCUGAAUUUUGGCACACGAAGGGAAUUAUUGUUUUAGCCUUUUGGCUCAGUCUUGAGUUUUCUUUUGUGGAUUUGCAAAGCAUCUCUCACCGCCCAAGCAUACCUGGACUCUGAAAAAGUGCUACCGUUUUCCAAACUGUCAGGACUUUUCCGAAGAAACUUUGGCCUUCUCUUCCAUUGGGGGCUCUUUUCUGUCAUUUCCUCGCUGUGUGUUUUCUUAGAGACACUUUGCACAGAAUCACGUUUAUGACUUUCUUGUGCCUUUUGCAUGUUGGAAAGAAUAACGGGCCUCACUGCUACUCGUGCUUUGAAACUGAGAUCCUCAAUAAACCGUAUGGGAGGAGUAACUGCUUCCCAUUCCUAAAUGUGUUCAACAAACUCCUAGUCUAAUUUCAAAGCGUGCCCAUGUCCAGAGGCAUGUGCAGGUGGUUUGUGCUUUUUCUUUUGAGCUGUACUGGUAUAAAACUCGCAUGGAAACAAUGCAUAUUCCUCUUCCAAAGCACACAUUUCUGUAGGCGCUCAGCCUGCUAGGACCUCCGCUGGCUGGUUUGCAGAGCGCUCUGGUGAUCCCUGCCGAGCCACGCUGCCUCUCUCGGCUUGGGAACUCAUGCCGACUGUGGCUGAAGCAAUAUGAGUUUCAUUGCCUCCAACUCAAAAAUGAUCUUUAUGGCUUGGAAAGCUGCAGGAUUUCCCAGGAGCUUUGGUUCUCAGUACAACCUGGCAGCCAUGGAAGUGUGAAUACUGAGCAGGAGUUACCAGGGUUGAGCACACAGGGAUUAGACAAAUGUAAAAUGCUCUAAUGUAUGCGGUGUUUGCAAUGAGUAUGGGCUGGUGGCAUACCUCUGGAAUACAACCUGUGCAGCUGCAAUAGCAGUUACCCCUGUUACCUCCCAGUGAUUACGGUCAAACUCUCGGUGUGUGAGAACCCAAAUCCACCACCUGUGCACGCACAGCAGGCACCUGCAGCUAAGGCUGUUCAGAUGUCCUCCCAAGUACAGUUACCAAUUUGCUUCAUGGCAUUAAUGACUUCUGGAGAAAUAGCUGUUCUGCUUCUCUUUGAAGAGGGAAGCAAGGGGGUCCCCUGAGGUCACCCCUUCUGUUGAAUCUGAAAGGUGUAAGAACAUACACGAUGACCCCUAGUUCAUCACGUCCGUGACACUAAAUUCCCCCAAAGUUGUUACUUCUUUACCAUGAUUUCAUCCUUCUACCUUUGUCGGUUGUUCUACAAAGGAAUUCCCUGGUGCUAAGAGCCAAUGAAAUAUACUCACCAGAUAUGGAAAGGAAUAGUAAUGGAGGAACAAGGCCAUGAAACCCAGAGAGAACAAGAGCAAAUACUCCCACAGUUCCCAGGCUUUCAGCCUGAGAAUGAGGCAGAAGAAAGCUUCUUAGCAAGACUGCUGUUUGUUAUUUUGCUGCCCCUCCCCUCCCUUUUAAAGGAAAUAAAGAAUAAAUUUAGAAUCACAAAUCAGAACUCUAACCACUGGCGAAAGUAGGUGCUUGUUUUGUUUUGGAGCACGCUGUUAUAAUGCAGCUAUUAUAAGGAAUGUCAGGCAGAGCCAACAGCCAGAACAAGGCACAGGUCAGCUCAGACCAAACUGUGACAGCUGUCUGUUAUGUUGUCUCAUGCUUUGAUGGAAAGCCACAGAUGCUGUAGUGAUGAGUGUUGUAUAGGGUAGCAGGCUGGCUAGUACUACUUACUGACGAGCCUUUGUUUUGAACCAAAUAAAAGAAAAAUAAAAAUCGGUGAAGACAGUGCCACUCCCUGUUGCUGAGCCUUGUUUCCCGACCUUGGUAAUGAAAAAUAACAGGAGUUUGCUCCAGGGAAAAGCAAUCUCCAAGAGCGAUAAGAGACAAUUACUGUGACAGGCAGGGGCUGGACUGAUGUUGAAGU
This is a messenger RNA of Cygnus atratus (black swan), 3734 nucleotides long. RefSeq names its product ganglioside induced differentiation associated protein 1 like 1 (gene GDAP1L1). The coding region runs from base 52 to 1155 and encodes 367 amino acids. The transcript has 6 exons. Lineage: Eukaryota; Metazoa; Chordata; Aves; Anseriformes; Anatidae. The record is from RefSeq and is a predicted model, not a curated record.